AUGUCUGAGGCCGGAGGAGCGCAGACUCAGACGCAGACGCAGACUCAAGCGAGUUCGUCAGGCAGGGGAGGAAGGAGAGGCAGGUCCGGACGUGGAAGAGGGGGUCGAGGUCAGGGUGAUGGCGGUCGUCGAGGCGGCGGCCGGAAUGCCGCUGCCCAGUCGCAACCGCAGAACCAGAACCAGGGCCAGAAUCAGGCGGGCCCAGCACCGGCGUCUGAGCCGAUUGUGACGGCAGCACCUCGUGAGAGCGCACCAGAUGCGUCAGCUUCUGGCUCAGGAAGGAGAGGGAGAGGCCGUGGUGGUUCUCGAGGUGGCCGAAGAGGUGGCGGUCGUGGCGGCUCCGGAGUUGCGGCGCCCGUCCCUGGAACUCAGCGGACGUUUGGUGGCCGUCUCACGACGAAUGCUGUCCCCGACGAAAAUGCGGCAGCUGGUUUGAGUGCAGCUGCUCCAGAUUUCGUGCCUGGGCAGCCCGUUCCUCAGAGAUCUGCACCUGCGCCCAAGCAGAAGAAGCCUCAAUAUCCUCUGGCACCAAAGUCUACAGCAGCAGAUUUGCCUACGAGGAUCCAUGAGGACAUUAGCCACGGCCAGUACGACACGCACACCUGCAGAAAGGAGUGUCAUCGCCCGGGCGAGUGUGAAGAUGCUGAAAUUCCUGGCUCUCAUUGCGCCCAGCCCUGCGGCAAGACACGCAAGUCCUGCGAGCAUGCUUGCCAGGAUUCGUGCCACGCCCCUUACCAAUGCAAGGAAGACCGGCCAUGCCAAAGCAAGACCUUCAUUACCUGCGAAUGCCAAAACCGCAAGAAAGAGGUCAAGUGUCUCGCCACGAAGACGAACCCGACACCGGACCGCGACACCCUCAAAUGCGACGAUGAAUGCCUCCGACUUCAACGUAAUCAGCGCCUUGCCGCGGCUCUCAAUGUUGAUCCGGAUCACACCGACGACCACAUCCCCUACUCCGACACGACCCUCAAGCUCUUCCGCGAGCUUUCCCUUACGUGGGCUCAAAAUCAGGAACGCGAGUUCAGAGUCUUUGCCUCCGAGCCCUCCGAGAAGCGUCUCCGCUUCAAACCCAUGCCCAAAGCUCAGCGCGCCUUCAUACACAACCUCGCUGCGGACUUUGGCUUCGACUCAGAGAGCCAGGACCCGGAACCUCACCGCCACGUCUCAGUCUUCAAGACCCCGCGCUUUGUGUCCGCCCCGAAGAAGACACUCUCCCAGUGCGCCAAGAUCCGCGCCGACGCCGCCAAACUCACCGCCGCCCCGGCCGCAUCCUCCUCCGCGAACGCCUCCGCGGCACCGGAGCCCUUCAACGCCCUCCUCCUCACGGCACCGCGCUUCGGCCUCACGAUUGACGAGAUCGACUCCGCCCUUGCCACUCACCUGAAGUCCCACAACUCCCUCUCCUUCACAACCUCCUUCCUCCCGUCCGACGAGAUCCUCAUCCGCGCUGUACCUGUCACCUCCUGGGGCACCAGCCCCUCCGCCGUCGAAUCGACCCUCUCUUCCCUCAAGCCCCUCGUCGCCCGCACGGUCACAAAGGAAGGCCUCGCCGCCGCAGCCCUCCUCGUCACCGCCGACGCCAACCUCAACGUCCUCCGCCGCGAGGGCGCCGCCGCCGCAGGUGCCGGGGGCUGGAACGCCGUCGUCGGACGCGCCGCGGCCCAGCGUAGGGUGUUCGGCCCCGCCAAGCCCGAGACGACGCGGCCCAGCAGCGGGUUCGUCAGCUUCUCCAAGCUCGCGAGGAAGAAGAUCGUCGAGGACUCCGUGGCGGACGAUUGGGAGGCUGCUGCGGAUGACGAGUGA
Colletotrichum siamense is the source of this 1803-nucleotide messenger RNA. Its product is annotated as FKBP12-associated protein 1-like protein. The record is from RefSeq and is a predicted model, not a curated record. Gene Ontology annotation, biological process: negative regulation of transcription by RNA polymerase II. Gene Ontology annotation, cellular component: nucleus. Lineage: Eukaryota; Fungi; Ascomycota; Sordariomycetes; Glomerellales; Glomerellaceae. The transcript is spliced from 4 exons. Gene Ontology annotation, molecular function: DNA-binding transcription factor activity, RNA polymerase II-specific; RNA polymerase II transcription regulatory region sequence-specific DNA binding. The coding region runs from base 1 to 1803 and encodes 600 amino acids.